CAGAGAGUGGCAUACAUUCUAAUGGACGUUAAGCAGCAUGUGAUAACUUUAGUCACAGAGUAAAAACGUUUUCUGUUUGCACCGCAGAGGAAAGGGUGUAUCUUGCAGAAAUUUCCUCUCAGCUGUUACUGUCAAGUAUGGAGGAGUUCAGCUUGGUCCGAUGUGACAGCCUAGAUACAGGGUCUGGCAGUGACAAGGAGCUGACGACCCGCUUGGACCACGGGCCUCUUUACCCACAGGUGGAGCCUUCGCCAGCGGAAUUAGCUCAGUGUGAAGCUGAAGUGGGCACACUUCUCAGCAUCAUUGCUGAAGUCAACAAAAAGAUGGGUUCACUCAAGGCACCCAGUGAACCAGGUGAUUUGAGACCACCAAGACCACCCAGCCCUCUUUUUCCUGAUCUGCUUUCACACAGACUUGUGAGAAGCAACCCAGAAAAGCACAUUGCUGAUGAUCUCAACUGCAGACUUUCGCGGCCUUACCGAGGAGGCAGUAGUGUCAUGUGGACAGAACUCAAGGGUGCGUUGACUGCAGUGGAGGACUCCAUCAACUGCAGAAGGUCCUGGGCAGCCCCCAUCACCUCCUCUGACCGAGACAAACCAAGAGAGCAUCUCAGAGCAGCUCAGGACAGCUGGGCGAAAGCUUCCAAGAUUUUGGAGGAGAUGGAAAAGGAAUUUGGCAUUUCUUUUCCGUCAGAUGUGGCAAGAAUAACAUUUCAAGAGGUGGUCACGGAAAAGCGGGUUGACCCUUCGUCCUUACCGGCUCAACAGGUAAAACUCCAUAGAGCCCACAGUAUCAGCCACGUUGAGGAGGACAGGAGCAAGGUUGGUCAUCAGAGGGGAUGGAGGUCUGCCAUAUGCUCUCCUUCAUCCAGAUCUUCCUGCAUCAAUGGGCCUCUUAGUGCAGAAAGGGCCUCCUAUUCCUUUCCGAAUUCUCCUUUACUCCUCAGAAGAACUACAGCUGGAUCAUUAUCAUCAGGAGGUGACAGUGCCCCACUAAACGUUGUUAUCCCUGGAAGUCCUUGCCAAAGCCCCCAUGGGCUGGAGAAUGAGGUGGAAUGGCUCAACAGGCAAAUUGAGGGACUGAAGGCUAGGAAUGAGCGUCUGACUGUUGCUUUGGAGCGAAAGGCGACCGAGUGUGAGCAGAUCAGUGUUACACUAAAGAGGCUCGAGGCCGACUGCUCUGCCAUGCAGUUGGCUCUCAGAUACUGUGACGAGUGCGAAGAGGCCUACGGUGAACUCAUGUCUCUUUACGAUACUCAGAGGCAAGAAAGCAUUCCUCUGCAGACUGCCGGAGCAGCAGGUGCGGUUGACAGGCAACAGCCUGGUAGUCCAUCACCCCAGCACUGGAAAAUGGGAAGUGAGGAGCUGUCGACCUCUUUCACAAGAGUAGAGGUGACCGAGGAGGUGGAAACGCAUACAACACGGAGAACCCCUGAACUGACCGAUCGAGAGGUCACACUCCGUCAGUUAAUUGAGAGGCUGAAAGGUGACCGGGCAGCCAUUGGCCUCUCGAGGCCACGUGCUCAUCAGGCAGAAGUCAAAAUGACCCUGGAUGCCGUUUAUCCUGCUGGACUGAGAGUGGGGCAUUUAUCAAAAGACAACAGCAAGCAUGCCGAAAGAAAGCGAGACAAGACUUCUUUGUUCCAUGAGCUGAUCACAGCCAGAGAGGAGAUGUCGGAUCUGCGUGCUCUUAUUCGUCUGAAGGAGAAAGAGCUGAGGUGUAUGGAGUGGAAUAUGGUGGCCCAAAAAGCACAGGAAGGCACCGGAGCAUGUGUUUCUGAAAACCUCCGAGAGGAGCCGCAGGACCAAAAGACUGAACAACAGAGUAAAUUGUGUAGUGAUGGCGACGCAGGCGGGCUGAGGACGAGGCCUAUAUUGAAAGAGCUGCAAGCGCUACUUCAGAGGGAACAAGUCCUAAAGAAGAGACUGGCUUUAGUUUAUGACUCACUCAAUGCAACGUUCACAGACAGCACCUCCAACAGUCGGGACAAUGACGAGCACGUUGCACGGAUUGCACAAGCUCACAGUAAGGCCUUGAGCUCGUAUAGACACAUUCGAAGAAAGUACAGAGAGCAGGUGUGGAAGCUGGAGCAGAAACUGGCAGCCAUGAUGGAGAGUCAGCAAAUACAGAGUGAAACAUCAAGGGCAGCAGGGGAAGAUUCCGAAUGGAAGAGAGAAGAGACUGUUCUGUGAUCUAAUUAUGUUUUGCAGAGCCAACUAAUUGAACAUCUUAAAGUGGUUUGCUUCGAACUGUGCGUGUAGGGCUUGUUUCUUAUUAAAAUAUUCUUGAAACAACCUAUUACAUAAAACUAUGUGCAAAACACCAGUGUAAGGGAUACGUAUGGGGGCGGCACUGGCAAAGCUGGUAGAGUCCUUUGCCCCUAGUGGAUCUAGCAGCGCCUUGCUUGGCUGCAGCAGCUCAUUAGUGUAUGAAUGUGAACACACAUGUAAAGCACUUUUUGAUGCCCGUCUGUGAAAGGGUCCGUGUCCCUUUCGGUCAUUCACUUUUCCUUCUAAUUUCGGAAAACAGAAAAUGAGCUCAAUUCCGUUUUUUGUUUUUAUGUGGUUAAAAAAAACGAGAAAUGAAUUGUCUUCCGUUUCCCGAUUAAUCAUUGUAAAUUUAAUAACGGUAAACGAGCCUUGACCCGUUUUUCCAAUCCAGUGGUACCUCUACAUACGACGUUAAUUCGUUCCAGGACGUUGCUUAUAAGUCGAAAUGCCCGUAUGUCGAGCAGGAUUUUCUCAUAAGAAUACAUUAUAAUUCCAUUUGUUCGUUCCACACCCCGAAAACCCACACCAAUUCCUUAAUAAAUACUGCUGGUACUAUUACAAAUGGCAAUUACACAUAGCAAAACAAAUAAUAAUAAUACCGUGAUCCCUCGCUACUUCGCGCUUCAAACUUCACGCCCUCCGUCUUUCGCGGAUUUUUUUUUUAAUUAAAAAAAAAUACAGAUGAUCUGUUCCGAGCUUUGAUGUUACAUAUGUUUGUGUCUGAUCUUGCAAGAGUCACGAACUUCAAACACGCUGGAUGCGUCAAUCAUCGUGUAACUUGUUAAACGGUUGCUGUGGCAAAACAUUCUGUGUAAGUGAGCAGUGGAGUGGAGUGAAUGGAGUAACUCAAUGAAGCACUUAAUAAAGCCCAGCAUUUUUGUACUACAGUACUUUAUUCUUGUUUAAAAAUAAUUCGGUGGGACAGUAACAUGUUUAAAACUUAUCAUAAUUAAUACAUUUGAAGUUCUUAAAAACAAUUUAUUAAAAUAUACAUUUUUUUAAAAUUAUACCUUGGAGAAAAAAGGGGGAAAAAAACAUGUUUUAUAUGAAUCUCUUUCCAAUGCUAAGUAUGAAUAAAUACAUUUGAACACACAUAAAAUAAAAAAAGAUUUGUGGUUUUUCACUUAUUGCAGCGGGUUCCGGUUCCCAUUAAGCAUGAAAAAACGAGGGAUCGCUGUAAAUAAAAAUCUGAAUAAUAAUAAUCGCUUUCUAAUGUGGCGGACCUGUUUUGCGUGCUGUACCUGAACGCACCGUUUGGCUGACAUGCCAGAGUAAGAAAGGUACAGCUGAGAUUUUACUUUCUCAUUUAAUGUUCUGUUGUUUCUGCCGUCAACUGCGGCGGACAGUAGGCGUGUUGUGCUGCACAAGUUCUGAAAUAAAUGGUUAAAAACCUGACGAAGCUGGCGUUCUCUUUGGCGAUGGUGGUACCACAAUAACAAUUGCCACCUUAACUUAUAAAGAAUGGCGAAUGGAGGUCAGAGGAACAUUGUCGCGCCAUUUCACGGAUGUGCCAACCGCAUUCAUAUUUUUCCAUCAUUUCCAUCAUUAUUUCAAUGGUAAACGUCACCUUUUUCCUUUUUCACCACUUGCACAAACCUUCUUGGAACCUGUGUUGAUUUCUCUCACAAGAAAAUCAGCCGUGUGUCCGUCUUGCACAAAACAAAGAAACUGCGGCGCUGUCAUAAAUCAUCGUAUUUCGAGCAUGUCGUCGGAUUUACAAACAAAUGGCGAGUCAAAUUUUACGUCGGAUGUCGAAAAGAUGGUGUGUCGAAGCAAUCUUACUGUAUGUCGAGGUGCCACUGUAUUAAAUUAUUGAACUGAAGUGGAAAAACAAAAUACGCCUAAUAUCUGUUUUCAACCGAGUUCGCUUUUGCAAUGAGCCCUGACCCGGAAGACGAUGUUCUUUUUCCUUUUAUAAAUAUUAUGCAGCUGCAGCAGGGUCUUGUCUAUUUAAAAGAAGAAGAAGAAUGUCUGCCGGGCUGUGGCUCAUUUUAAAAGCGAACUUGGUGUAAUGCAAAUAUUGGGAGUAUUUUGUUUUUUUAUUUCUCUUCGAUUAACCAAUAUUGGAAAAAUGGAUCAAGGAUCGUUGUCUGUUCUUGAAUUACCACUUUUUAAUCAGGAAACUGGAGACGAUUCAUUUCUCGUUUUUGUUAACACAUAUAUAAACAAAAAAUGUAUUUGGGCUCGUUUUCCGUUUCUCAAAACUAGAAGGAAAAACGAAUGGCCGAAAGGUACACGGACCGUGAGAGGCGGUAUACAGUAUAAGAAAUGUUGCUUUGCUUUGUAUACAUAACUAUAAGACCUGCAAAACACUUC
Corythoichthys intestinalis (scribbled pipefish) is the source of this 4586-nucleotide messenger RNA. RefSeq names its product Usher syndrome 1C binding protein 1 (gene ushbp1). The transcript has 14 exons. The record is from RefSeq and is a predicted model, not a curated record. NCBI's taxonomy places the organism in Eukaryota, Metazoa, Chordata, Actinopteri, Syngnathiformes, Syngnathidae. Bases 138 to 2192 code for a protein of 684 amino acids.